AUGGAAUAUGAGGUUUCAGACUGCUCAGAUAUGAGCUCCUUAGCCUCGUCUCCACGGUCUUCGCCAGAGCCUGCGGCCCGGUACCUGACGCCGUCAUCCCAGGAGGGUGAGGAUUCUACGCGCCAAGACUGUCCUCCCGCGAAAAAGAGGAGACGCAACCCCCUACCCAAGGAGCGCACCACCCAGUAUCUCAAGCUAUCUGAAUCAUCCGACAGCCAAAAGGACCAGGCUAGAUUACUUGUCGAAACCCUCCGUCACCAAAAAGAUAUUGUCGUGAUCGCCGGAGCUGGCAUCUCCACUUCCGCGGGUAUUCCGGACUUUCGCUCCGCAGAUGGUCUGUUCAAGUCUCUACAGAAGAAGCAUAACUUGAAAGCAUCUGGUAAACUUUUAUUUGAUGCUGCUGUCUAUCAGGAUGACGCCUUGACGGCGCCCUUCCACGAACUAGUCCGGUCGCUUAACAUUGAGUCCGAAAAGACCACUCCAACUAAAUUCCACCAAAUGCUUGCCCGGUUGGGCAAGGAGAACCGUCUGAAGCGCCUGUAUACCCAGAACAUCGACGGAAUCGAGACAUCAAUGGCGCCGCUACAAACAGAAAUCCCCCUCAACAUCAAGGGCCGAUGGCCGGUUACUAUUCAGCUUCACGGCAGCAUUCAAAAAAUGGUGUGCCAGAAAUGCCGCUUCACAUCAGAUCUCGACCCCAACAUGUUCUUGGAAACUGACCCACCAGAGUGCGGGGAAUGCGCGGAGAACGACAGAGCCCGCCGGAUUGCUGAGCAGCGCAGCCAUGGUGUAGGACGCCUUCGGCCACGGAUUGUCCUUUACAACGAGCACAACCCCGAUGAGGAGGCAAUCACAUCCGUCAUGAACUCGGAUGUCAAGUCACGCCCUCGUGUCCUAGUUGUUGCCGGUACCAGCCUCAAGAUUCCUGGAGUUCGACGCCUCGUGAAGAGUCUCUGCGCUGUCAUCCGGACUCGAAAGGAUGGUGUCACCAUGUUCAUCAACAACGAGCCUCCAGUGGGCAAAGAGUUCGAGAACUGCUUCGAUCUGAUUGUGCAAGGAUCCACGGACCAGGUCGCGGACCUCGUGGGACUCAAGAGCUGGGAAGACUCCACCCCCUACGAAUCUUUGUUGCCAGAGCCCGUCUUCGGAAUCAAGGAGUGUCCAGACUCGGAAUCCUCCGAAACAGAGUCUGGCAAUAUCGCAGUCGUCAUUAGUACCCCACGGAAGCGACCACUAGUUGAGACUGGCCUGCUCACACCUUCAGCCAGCAAUGACGAGAAGGCAGAGCUACCGAUCAGGAAGGUCCCCAAAUUCGAACUCCCGGCAAGCAAGGGUCGCCCGAUCAAGGAUAUUCUGGGACCUUCCAAGGCAAAGAAAGCCCUGGCCAAGCCAGCGGCCCGCAAGAAGGUCGCUGGCACGGGAGCCAAGAAGCCCCGUGGCAAAUCUGCACCUGUAAAGCCAACGCAGAUUACCAGUUACACUACUGUUGGCAAAUCUGCUACAGUCGGUGUCUCCGCAGAGAAGCAAGUUGCCAACAAGCCGAAGGUGCUGGCUAGCGCCGUGUUUCCCAACCUUGCCCGCAAAUCUGCUGAUAAGGGUGUCACUGAGAUAAACCCUCUCCCCGUUGGCAGGGCGUGUCGCAGCUAA
Molecule: messenger RNA, 1647 nt
Organism: Penicillium longicatenatum
Lineage: Eukaryota; Fungi; Ascomycota; Eurotiomycetes; Eurotiales; Aspergillaceae
Product: putative SIR2 family histone deacetylase (Hst4)
Exons: 2
Coding region: 1-1647 (548 amino acids)
Biological process (GO): regulation of DNA repair; replication-born double-strand break repair via sister chromatid exchange; pericentric heterochromatin formation
Cellular component (GO): mating-type region heterochromatin
Molecular function (GO): histone deacetylase activity, NAD-dependent; NAD+ binding
Source: RefSeq, a predicted model, not a curated record